UGUAUGCAUAGCAUAAUGACUGAAUUUUCUUUAUGGCAGGAUAAGAUUGGGAAUCCCCCAGGGAUCCUCAAAAGUGAAACUGUUGAUCCAUUGCCUGAUCUUUUGAAGGUCAUGAUUAGAAGGCUUGUAAAGUGGCAUGUGAUGCCUCCGACUUGUGUUCCAGAUAGCUGUAUUAUCAACAUUUAUGAAGAGGGAGAUUGCAUACCACUGCAUAUUGACAAUCAUGAUUUUGUGCGCCCCUUUUGUACCGUUUCAUUCCUUAGCGAGUGCAACAUUGUGUUCGGUUCCAACUUGAAAAUAGUGGGUCCCGGUGAGUUUGCUGGUGCAAUUGCAAUACCGUUGCCAGUGGGAUCUGUACUGGUCUUGAAUGGAAAUGGAGCUGAUGUAGCUAAACACUGUGUGCCAGCUGUGCCUACUAAAAGGAUUUCAAUCACGUUUAGAAGAAUGGACGAAUCUAAAAGGCCAGUUGGAUAUGUUCCUGAGCAAGAUUUACAAGGGCUGCAGCCCUUGUCAUAUGAAACAGACAGACAGAAGAAAUCGAACUCCUCAAAACCAAGGUAUUCUGCAAGAAAACAGUCAGCACUACUGGAAGAGAGCAUGGAAAGAGUAAAGAUGCCAAUGAGAAGGCAUUCAGAGCCCCGUUACGCAGGUCGAUAUCGACAAGGACCUGCAAACAGACAGAGGUUUAGCGUGAAUACAGAAAAUUGAAGGUACAUUCGGACUUGAUUGUUUUGAUCCAUCGUCAUCUGCUAAAAUUAAUGGCUCUGUUGGUGGAGGUCUAUUCUUAUCUUCACCUCGAGCUGUUGAAGUAUUAAAAUUCUGAAGAGCUUGCUGCUUGAUACUCCUUUGGAUGAAUAUCUUCUAAAAUAGAAGUUUAAUCCUGCUCUCUGCAUUGAAAUCUUGUACUACAAUAAUUUCUGGAAACCAGGUAUGAAUGUGAAGGAACAAUCAAGCUGAGAGUGGGAAAGAGUGGUGGUCAUGUGAUCUAGAGAUGGAUGGAUAAUAUAUCUGAUCUGAUAAUAUAUCCGAUGUAUGUGUGGUGUUCCAGUUUGCGGUGGUAAUAGCGUGUAUGUAUAUCACGAGGCAGCUAUGCAAAUAACUACUUGGCAGCUUGGAUAAACACUGCUGAAGAUUGGACUGUCUACUUGAAUAAUGCACCUUGUGAAGAAUUAAGUCCAUCCAUGUACACUUGAUAUUGGUGAAGCUUACAUGGUAUUCAAUUCAUAUGUCGUAGGUUACAGUUAUUUGCGCACAAGCUUUUGUGCUUGCUUACUACUGUAAUGUUUUCUCCUAGUGCUUGUAUCGUUAAUCGGUUGAGCUUAAACAUUGAGAGCUAAGUUAUUUUGUCUGACAGUCUUUGCUUUUCUA
Nicotiana tabacum (common tobacco) is the source of this 1368-nucleotide messenger RNA. The record is from RefSeq and is a predicted model, not a curated record. Lineage: Eukaryota; Viridiplantae; Streptophyta; Magnoliopsida; Solanales; Solanaceae.